Messenger RNA from Fomitiporia mediterranea MF3/22, 234 nucleotides. RefSeq lists its product as uncharacterized. The record is from RefSeq and is a predicted model, not a curated record. NCBI's taxonomy places the organism in Eukaryota, Fungi, Basidiomycota, Agaricomycetes, Hymenochaetales, Hymenochaetaceae. The transcript has 3 exons. The coding region runs from base 1 to 234 and encodes 77 amino acids.
AUGGCGUCGCUAGUAUCCCCAUUUCGGUCAACGUACCGCUACCUUCAACGCCAAGCACACGAAAAUCCAGUCAUCCUAUGGUCAUGCGUCUUUGGACUCGCUGGACCUGUCCUCGCGGUUGCCGUCCCGCCUAUCCGUAAAAGCUUGGGAUGGAAACCUACGCCGGAGAUACCUACUUCGUAUCCUUUGCCAAAACGACCAAGGCGACCAGUAUCGGGAUAUGAGGACGAGUGA